GAUGUGGUAUUUAAUGACUUUCGUCGAGAUAGGAUCAGAAUGUCACGACCUUCUACAUCGAAAAAGCAAGUCAACCCCAAUGAAACCAUUGAACGUAUGCUUAACAAAACGACCCUAUCAACACAGCGAGUAGCACACCGGCAAAUCGUUGAACUUGGCGACUACCUUUUAAACAAUAAGGCAGAUAACUCUAAGGAGGAGAGGGAGCGAGAACUACAGGUGGCACUUGAUGCUGCCGAGGCUAGGGCAACUCGUGAACUCCGUGCUGCUAUAAAAAGAUUGCGUAACUCAAAGGAUGAGGAAAAACGCAAGGCUCUGCAAUUACAGCAAGAAUAUUAUGAAAGACUUGCCAAGAGAAUCGAGGAGCAGAGAGAUGCAGCGGAACAGGAAAGACAGCGAGAGCUUACCAAACAGCUGGAUGGAGAGAAGGAAAAUGCCCUGAGAGAACAAUGGGAGGAAUGCGAACGACUGAAAGAGAUUGCCAUACAGGAAGCUUGUCAGGUUCUCACCAGAAAACUUCGGCUGGAUUUCACGCUGGAGAAGGAACGUGCUAUAGCUGCUGCUCUCAAGGAACAGAAGGAGAGAUUCCUGAUCAGAGAGCAGGAAACAAUAGCAAGAACAAGAAGAGAAUGUGAAGAUUUAGCAAAGAAGGAAGCCUUACGUGUUGCCAAAAUUCACCAGGGCGAAGUGGAUCGUUUAAAUUACAAGUAUGAUGUUCUGGAGAAGAAGUAUCUGAAAGAAUUGGAUCAUAAAAACCGACUUGAGAAUGAUUUUAGGGGACUUCAAGAUGACUACCGUAGGUUCAUGAACUACACCGAUGGGAAAUUUCACUCAGACUACCUCAUAAAGCUGCGAUACACAGGUAUGCAGCUAGCCAAUAAACGGAUCAGUGAAGUAACAUAUGAGAACAUUGAGGAUCUAUUUAAUCCAAAACAGAAUGCCAGUGUACAUUUUUGA
This is a messenger RNA of Ylistrum balloti, 957 nucleotides long. RefSeq lists its product as uncharacterized. Bases 40 to 957 code for a protein of 305 amino acids. The record is from RefSeq and is a predicted model, not a curated record. NCBI's taxonomy places the organism in Eukaryota, Metazoa, Mollusca, Bivalvia, Pectinida, Pectinidae. The transcript has 6 exons.